Molecule: messenger RNA, 342 nt
Organism: Peronospora matthiolae
Lineage: Eukaryota; Oomycota; Peronosporomycetes; Peronosporales; Peronosporaceae
Source: the annotation of a GenBank genome assembly
AUGGUACAGCAAAGGCGUGUCGGGUCGAAGAUUGCGGACUCUAGUCGAUAUAUGAAUGAGGUCAAGUGCACCGAUGCUGGUUCGCAUGCCGUCGCUGGUUCCGCUAGACGCUCCGACGAAGGAGUUCUCUGCUACACUUCCAACGUUGUGAGGACCGUCGUCAGCAAUUCUCAGUAUACCCGGAAUCUCGAUGUCUCUCGAAGACCUCAUUGGGAUGGGACACCCAUUGAGGACGAAGGGUGCUUGGAGGGCUCUGACAACUUUUUGCACACCGUAUCGGGAUCGUUCUCAUGUGGCUACGUGUCACGAAUUUGUAUCGACACGUUUCAGAAUCGUGUGUAA